Messenger RNA from Gigantopelta aegis, 5944 nucleotides. RefSeq names its product paxillin-like. The record is from RefSeq and is a predicted model, not a curated record. NCBI's taxonomy places the organism in Eukaryota, Metazoa, Mollusca, Gastropoda, Neomphalida, Peltospiridae. Bases 228 to 1850 code for a protein of 540 amino acids. The transcript is spliced from 10 exons.
GUUACAACCAAGGAAAUAUGUCAAGACGAAGAAUACUUAACACUUUAAAUAUUUAUUCAGUUUAAUAACCAUCCUCUAUGUUACGACUGAACUGGCGAAUUUCGGAAGCAGUGUUCUUGUUGACAUUCGACUCCCCUAGAAGCACUGUACCAGCCAGAUAGACCGAGUCGAUCCUCCCCGGUAACGAGGAAUUACAUCCGCAGGAAGUUUGUCAAGUUGUUAACUUGAUGCAAGAGAAAACGGAAUACACUCCGAAACACAAAGUGAUGGAUGAUUUGGAUGCCUUGCUCGCUGAUCUGCAGUCAACAACUGCCCACAUUUCUACCUAUCAGCACAACAUCAGCCAGCCGGCUCCAGUAGUCGUCAACAACAACCGCGACAGCUCAGCGUCAGAUCGUGACUCACGCAGCUCCACUCCACCCCUGCCUCCCCCACCCCCACAAGAGGUCCUUGACAGUCUACCCCCACCCAGAGGUCUAGAUCAGCCAAUUUAUGAGAGUCAGAAUUUCCGUAUGAGAGAGACGACCCCUGGCUCCGACACGUCGCACAGUUCUGACGCAUUUCCCGACAAAGGGCGGCACCAACAAGGCAUGUCACAGCUGAGCAGCAACCUCACUGAGCUUGAUCAACUCCUCCAGGAUCUCAACUCGGCACAGUUCAUUGCCGACAUCGACAAAAAAAACACAGGACCGGAGCCUAUAGUGAACGGCAGUAGUACCGGCCGGAUACCGCCGCAGGUUGCCCCGAAACCGGUGAGAACGACCGAGCGAGCCACGGUUGAGAGUCUACUCGAUGAACUAGAGUGCACUGUACCACCAGGGUCUCAAGGAGGAUCAGGAACAGGGCAGCAUGUGUACAGCUCACAGCAGGGAUCCCUGAGAACUCCCCCAGUACAGAGCACCUCCACCGCAACACGCGAACUUGAUGAUCUUAUGAACUCACUCUCAGAGUUUAAGCUACAGAACAGAGCCCAGCAGCCAGUGUCUGAGCCUGCGUACGCGAAGCCAAACAAGGGGAAAGCGGUGGAGCAGCCGCUCGGUGGGAUGUCUGCGCCAAUGCCGACCACGAACCAGCUAGAGACGAUGUUGGGUGACCUCCAGACGGACAUGAAUCGCCAGGGGGUCAGCACCAAGACGAAGGGUGUGUGUGCAGCCUGCAACCAGCCCGUCGUCGGACAGGUUAUCACAGCACUUGGGAGGAUUUUUCACAUAGAACAUUUCACGUGCACCCAUUGUAACGAGACGCUUGGGACUUGCAACUUCUACGAGCGCGAGGGCAAGGCGUAUUGUGAGAGAGACUACCACGAACUGUUUGCUCCAAGGUGUGCCUACUGCAAAGGACCAAUUAUAGAUAAAUGUGUGACUGCCUUGGACAGGACGUGGCACCCUGAACACUUCUUCUGCGCAAAGUGUGGCCGAGCUUUUGGUGAGGAGGGCUUCCAUGAACGCGAGGGCAAGGCCUACUGCAGAGAUGACUACUACGAGAUAUUUGCACCCAAGUGUGGAGGGUGUGGCAACCCGAUCAUGGAUAACUACAUCACAGCGCUGAAUCGCCACUGGCACCCAGAAUGUUUCGUGUGCUGGGACUGCCAUGCCCCGUUUGGUGGUGGCAGUUUCUUUGACCACGAGGGUCUGCCGUACUGCGAGACCCACUACCAUGCCAAGCGCGGCUCACUGUGUGCCAGCUGCCAGAAGCCGAUCACCGGGCGCUGCAUCACGGCCAUGUUCAAGAAGUUCCACCCCGAACACUUCGUGUGUGCCUUCUGUCUGAAACAACUGAACAAGGGAACCUUCAAAGAGCAGGCCGACAAACCGUACUGUCACCCCUGCUUCGUCAAGCUGUUCGGCUGAUCAUGAUUGCCUCCCUUUCUAUCACAGUCUUCCACAACCAGCAGAAAUAAAGGAUGACAACCAGAAUUAGUUAUGUUAAAAAUCAUGGUCUUCCAAAAAUGUUUUUAUUUUCUGAAAAAUUAGAAAAGAAAGCUAUUGCGUUUAUUUAUUCCAAUUAUGUAGCUUUCAUUACUCAUAUUACUAAAUAUGUCCGAUGAAACAAACUACAUUUAUAAAGAAAAAGAAAAGAAAAAGAUAUGAAGUAAAAGAGUGGAUUCCAUUCAUAUUGGCAGAAAGUGUACAUAACCAAUUCUCGGGCCUAAUUCACGUGCACCCAUUGUAAACAGUAUUUGUGUCGUUUUGAAUGAUAGCAAAGUCAUGUCAUGGUAGUCAUUAGGCCCCUGGUUGUCAACCUUUGAUAUGUUGUGUUGUUAAACAGAUACAGCUAAAAUUUAGUAUUUUUCAAUACUUUUUAUACACAAACUUAACAUAGGAAAAAUAACACUUUGGAAGAUAUUCUGUGGUUAACUGAACAAUGUAUUAAAGACGCUGACUACUUGUUAGGCAGUGCAAACUAUAUUGGUCAUUAUAGCUUUUAUCCUCUUUUAAGUUGCACUUUAGUUACAACUUCUCCAUUAAGUUGUCAAUGUUGGCAACUCCAUGUGUUUCUGGUCCUGGUGUUUUGAUAAGAUACAUAGAUCAGGAACUGGGGUCUGUGACUUUACCAAUGUAUUUAGCUCCAUGCUGUAGAACUGUCACAGCCUUCAUACUUCUUAAUCCAAACUCUGACACCAUGCAGCUUACAUGCCAUUGAAUCUUGUGUUUCAGUUUAAGUAUUUACUUUAUAUACCAUCCACAUAACCAUGAUCUUACGUACUCUCACGUGACUUUACACUGAUCUCUUUCCUGAGUUUCUCAGCAAAUAAAUGAACAUUUCUAGCUGUGUCUAGGCAAAUUUGUAAUAAUAAAACAAAAAGUUAAUGUUAUGAUUGUAUUGCUACAAGAUUAUGCUGUUGUAUCAGUCAACUUUGGACUAAAUGACUAUUAUAUUAGGUGUCUGUGGUCUGCACCCUACAUGGCCAGUCUUGACUAUGCGGCUGUUUUUGUUAAGAGGUGUCCAGCCACAUGUAAAAACAUGGUGUGUGCAGAUUUUGGUUUGUGUAUAUAGUUUAUGAAGUGCUCAAGUGUAUUGGAAUUUAUUUUGUGGUUACUAUAGUAGCAACAUAUUGAUUUAUUUUUUUAGUGUAAUCAUGGAUAAUGGAAUGCUUAUACACCAGUGCUGAUAAUGGGUGAAGAUGCUUGAUAAUAAUAAUUAUACAAUUGUGCUUUUUCUUCUUUUUUUUCUGCACUGAUUUAGAUCAAUGAUUUAAGUUUUGUUGACUUAUCUGGAAAACACUAAAAGGAGCUACCGGUAGAUGCCACUAACUGGGGAUUAAUUCCUGCUUUAUGCAUUUUUUUAAAGGAUUUUUAUUUCUUUAUAAUUUUUAUUAUUAUUUUAUUUUUGUUUUUGUUUUAUAAUAAUACAGUUGCAAUGAUAUAUUAAAGUUUUAUUGUACAAGUAUAAACAUGUGAUCACAUUAUUUAUCAUUAUGUCAGUGUACAUGUUCUUAUGUAUGGUAUGUGAUUUCUGUUUGAUUCCUCUUUAAUGUCAUUCUCGUGUAAACAACCUGACCCAAAUGACGACAGCUGUAACAACUAUUGACAUCCCCAUGCUUAUCAGUGGAGUAGGUUAUAGGAUUGGUAGCCUUUGCUCUAGAACCGAGGGGUUUUUUUUAAAAGUUAAACGCGUGUUUUAAAAACAUGGUUAUGUCUCUUUCUAUGGGAAGCAGCCAUAUUGACUGGUUGCUGGUCAAAACAAUCAGCUGUUUUCUUCUCUCCCUCUCAGUAUGUUGCUGCUAAAUGAUUGAUCCCCAACAUCCUCUGAUUAAGUAUUGUAGUGAGGUGUUAAUGUUAGUAAGAUGUUAGCAGAAAGUGCUGCUACUGACAGCAGCUGAAUGGAAUUUUCCUUAUUAAUUUAGUUGAUAAGACUCUGAUACAGAGAGUCGCUGGUUCAUAUCUCCUCAGUGGGGGUUUAGUUACGGUAUCUGUUUGUUUUCAUUCAUUUCAAUUGCAUGUGUAGAUGAUUAAAAUCUUAAAUGGAUAACCCUGUAUUACUUCAUUUAUGAUGUCGGUUAUCAGCUGUGAAUGGUUUUUAGUGGGGGGUUUUCAAAUUAUGUUUUGUUUUUUUCCCUGUUCUUGUUAUUGUGUGUAUUAUCAUUAAACAUGUUGUUAAUUUGACUGGUUAAGGAUCAGACUUGAAGAGUCAUAUCAUUCAUUGUGUUUUAUAUGGCCUGUAUUCGUAAACAUGGUCUCUCCGUGGUGUGUGUAGAAUUAGGCUGUACACAUUCUGUGACCAUUAACAAUUAAUUGUUCUCGUCCUUUAUUUGAUCAUCAGUUUGUUAUCGUUGCCUGGAAUAAUUAUGAUUUUGAUCGUUUAUAUGAUACCAUACACAUUAAUUUUGAGGCCCAUGAGUUAGAGAUCUGAUGAAGUAGUUUAUUAUCUAGCAUAUAAAUUCCUUUGUACUGAUACAUCAGGGAGAUCAACUAUCCAUGAGUGUAUCACUUAAAAUUCUUCAUGUUGAUAUUCUUUUUCUAUUUUACGUAACAGUCGAUAAAUUAUUUUACAUAAUAGUUGAACAAUUGGGGAAAACAAACUGUGAAUAACUGUGGAAUGCAUUAUAAAUAUUGUUGCCAAAGUGUAUGUGUUGAUAAAAUAGGAGGAACACCAGUGUUUUUAAGUUGAAUUAAGUCCGUUACACUGAUUGUGAAGAUAUGACUUGUGGUUACAUGAGAUUUCACACAUACACUUACUGGGGUAAAUGUGAUACAAUGCAAAAGUGUUCUCUUUUGAUCUCUCGAAUGUUGGUAAGCUAUUUUGAUUCGUUCAUAUUGUCAGUUUUGUAAGUUACGUUUUAUUAUUUUUGUUUCAGUUUAAAAAAUAAAUUCCGUGUUUAUUAAAGCAUUGUAGUUUUCAAAGUUUGAAAGUUUGAAUGCUGUAGCUGGUUUUUUAAUGGUGUGAAUUCUAAAUGUCAAUGUCUUCACUACUUAAUUGAAUUCCUCAGCCAAACGUGACAGAUAGUGACCUUUUGAUUAUAGAACUUACAUUUCAUAUUAGAUGUCAUUUGUAAUGCAGAACAGCAGUAGAAAAUCUGUUUUAUAUAUUUUUUCUGUCCAAUGAGAUUUUUUAAACACUAUAGGUAUUUAAUCAUGUAUUUUGGAGAUAUAUAUAUUAUGAAUAAAUUUUCUAUAUCGUGAAUGUACAUUAAUUAUAAUAUUGUACGGUAUAUUUCUUGUAUCUCAACAGUACAAAUCAGGAAAUUGGUUUGGGUUGUCUUUUGUUAUACAAAUUCGUAUUCAAAUUGUAAGUAUCAUGUUAUUUUUAUUGUUGUAUCAACGUCCCUACAGAGCUAUACUUUUGGACAUAGGUUUGAGGACAACGGUCCCCUUGGAUGACACAGAAAGUGUUUAGAAACAAAAAUAAUGUCUUGAUUUAUCUUGAUGCUUUCAUCUGUAGUCCUCCCCAGCCUCCAUGAACAUUGUGUUUGGUAAGUAAUUUCAGUUUGAUAUGACAAAAAGAAAAAUGUUUUGGAAAUAACAAAAAUGACCUCAUUUUGCUUGCAAUUUACAAAAACAAUCCGUUCAGAAAUAAAUAACAUUGUAGUGAAUACCAUAGUACAGUAAUGACGUUCAUGGCUGUGAAGGACUAUAGUUUGGAAAUUAAGUUGUGAAAACCAAAUUGUGAAAAGUAUUUGGAUUAGAAUAUAUUAUUCUACCUCACUUGUCCUGGAGAGUAGUCUGUGGGGAACAACCUUAUACUUGAAUCAUGUUCUAUAUAAUAAUGGUUGAAGCCAUAAAGCUCUUUUUAAGUAGUUGCAUAGAUUUUUUGUUUUUGUUUGUAACAAUCUGUCUAAAGUUUUUUUUAGAUGUUAUUUGAAGAGCUGUAUUUAGUGUAUGUAUUUGUAAUAACUUUAUUCUAGAAUAUCAAAGUGCCUGUACUAAAAUUCUAUAAAGUUUUGCACUCUUAUGAAUUCUUCAAUUUACAACUUGCACAUUGAAAUAAAUAAUUUUAUGCAUGA